Molecule: messenger RNA, 979 nt
Organism: Schistosoma mattheei
Lineage: Eukaryota; Metazoa; Platyhelminthes; Trematoda; Strigeidida; Schistosomatidae
Source: the annotation of a GenBank genome assembly
ACCGCGGUAAGUUUGACUUUUAGUCUCGUGACAUUGGAUAACACGGUUGCAAAGCCUUAGAAUGACUUUCUCCAGACAAAUGUAUUCGAUUAACCUAUUACGGACAAGUUGGCUGCAUUAUUAUGUUAGCAAUCGGUACUCAGUAGUUCCAGUCACUGGAUUAUCCGAAGCAUCAGUAGCUAGUGACCAGGAAUCUGAAACUAAUACCAACAAACUUAAAUCCCUCAAUUUCUCCGUGAAUUCAGUUACGUUACUCGGGACUGUCAUCGGAAUAAAAACAUUCCCAAUGCAAAAAACUCCAGAUCGCAACUGGACUCUGAUAUUUUUGAAAACUCAGUCACCCAGAUAUAUAAAUGCUGAAAAUAAAUAUUUAACUGAGACUUCUGAUGCGGAUGAAUAUGAUUUGAAAUUUAAAAUGGUAUGGUACAGUACAUCGAAUAGAGUUCAUGUUUUCAGUCCUAAAUUGGUCUGCGCUCUUAGAGAUGUUAAACUUGGUGAACGUUUACUAGUCACUGGAUUUCUUUCUUAUUAUCAAUCACCUAAACCUGAUGGAGCGGCUCAAAGAAACUGCUGCGUCACGGCUCAGCGCAUCGCUCAUAUGGGUUGGUCUAGUGAUUAUCAACCCAGUGAGAACCUGGCGGAAGUUCUUGAAACAUAAAUUCUAGAAGAUUUAUCAUUAUGUGUCUCACAACAUAUAUAUUUUAAUCUUCCCAUUAAUGCCAUCACAUCCAUCCAGCAAUCAAAGACUAAACGGUUAAUAGAAUAUUCAACGAAGUAAAUCCAUUCACAGUUCAUAAGAUGGGAUUGUGUCCUUAGUCGAUUGUCUAUUGUUCAAAAAAUAACACUUAAUAUAUACCUAUUUCGUUCUAUAUCUUGGAUAUGCAAAUAUUUUAUUGAAAUAAACAACGAAACUGAUUUUUUCCUGUAUGUCACUCGAUUAAGGAUAGACUGUCUUUUGAAACUUCGUAGUAGUUUUUAG